CUACAGCAUCCAAAGCACAUGAACGUUCGUAACAGUACUUCCACCUUUGCUCGAUCAACUUCGAAGUACAGUAGCUUAUGUGCAGUUAUUUAAUUUCGGUCAUCGACACUAAACAAAACUCCCCAUCUCUAAACAGACGUUGCCAUGGUCACGGUAUGGGCUCGAUAUGGAGCAGCCUCAGUCCCGUGCUGGUUCUUUCGAUAGGCGUCUCGGUUACGGCUGUUCUAAUCACUGCCAUUUUCUCCUACCGGACUGCAAACAGUACCAAUGUUGCAUCCAACACAUUUGUUGGCCCCUCUGCUGUAACAAGUGAGGAUGAAUCGACGGACGAUAGCGACGACGCCGAACUGCAGUCUGAAGGACUGGCGGAGCGACUACCAGCGAAGCCACUGGUGGCCAUGGCAGCCGAGUCGGUGAUAUCGGCUGCAAUGACUGAUCAGCAACGAGAGCUUGAGCACGAGACCCAGCGGAAACAACUACAGGAGAUCUACCGCCUGAUGCAGGAAAAUCGUGACAAGUUUGGCGAUACAUCCAUUGACGAAGUGGUGAAUCAGAUGGCACUUUACCGGUGACGCUGCAAGCAAGGCCGAGUGCAAUCAUUCCUCCCCAUAAAAGGCCUAUGUUCUCCUAUUGCUUGUCCCAAAAACUGUAUCCUGCAUUCCCCUGGAAACCAUUCAUAACACAUUUCUGCAAGCCACUUCGUUGAGACACAUGGGAAGGAAUGCAUUACCAUCAAAACACAAAACAUUCCUCCAGAGCAAAAUUCACUUCUAAAGCAUUAAGACUACACCAGUAAAAGAGCUUAUGCACAAUAUGACCAAUGAUUACCUUGGCCAUACAAGGCCAAGAUAAUUCAUUGUCUACCUAAAUGGCAUGGACAUAAAAUAUUCAAAAGUACUCAUGCUCUCGAAAUAGCACUAUGCAAUGACCACUGUUAGUAAUACAGAGGCAAAGCUGCCAAGAAACAAAUUGUGUAUUAGGAAUUUUAGACCACAAAACUCUUUCUCUGCAGAACCCUGUUUUGUUUUGAAGGUAACCUUUGAGCUGUAAUGGUACACCUCUCAAGAGAUAUUGUGCACCCGCCACUUUCUAGGCAAUAGUAUUCAAUGGGAGGACAUAAGUGUUUUGACGGUCACUACCACCAUGGUUAUUUACAGGUUCACAAGCAUGUCUUUCAAUAGGCACAGUAAAGCAAAGACCCACAGCCAUGCCAGGUUUCAUGGCCUCUGCAAGCAGACAGACUGUGAACUUAGAGCAAAUGAUCAUUCCUGAAAUAGCAAAUUUGGUUUCCUGUGUGAAAAUGGAUUUUUGAUUGGUUACAUGUAGUCACACAACACAACACAAAAUACCUAACUUGUGAAGACAGAAGGGUAGACCUUAUAGAAUACUACUAAUACAAAUGAAACAAACAUGGUAAGUUCUGCUCUCAAGCCCACAUGCCUCUCAUUCCAGAGUUCUGUUCACAUGUGGGAACAUGAUGGGAUACAAUAUAGUGCUAGCCCACUCCUGCAUCUCCAAGCUCUGCAAUACUAUGUUGACAAAUGUCUUUCCAUUACAUGCAGUUACUUGCAUGAAGUAUGGCUACAACUUUUCAGUUUAACAGAAAUGUACAUCCGGUUACCAAAUCUAACAGAUUUGAUAAGAAUUAACUCUUUCCUGACCGCGCCCAUAAGCCGUCGAUCAAUGGUUUCAAGCGCAGUCUAAAAAUUAAAUUUAGUGCUGAGAAUUAUGUUCCACAACCUCGUGGAUAGCCGAAAAAAUUGUAGUUUCAGUUUCAACAUGGGUUUUAGCUUGAUCACAAGCGGGUGUGCUGUCAAAAACAGUCCUGGGGACGGUGGUUGCACUUAUGUAACAUGGCUAACUGCUUGCAUCAGUCUUAGUUAAAAAAAAAAAAAAAGGGAUUAUUUACAUAUUUCAACUGUAUUGUGGCAUAUGUUUUAGACCUCAAGAGCUCUGGGGACAUUUUAAAUGAUGUUAUAGGUGUCACUUAACAGAUGGUUGUCGGUGAGCAUCAUUAUAAUUUCUAAUGCUAUCCUGAGCUGGUGUGCAAGUUUUAUGUUCCCAACAAGGUGGACAAAAAUGCUAAAUAUCAAGGAACUGCAAUCAAGGCUAUGACAAAAUCAAGGUAGACCACGAAGAAAGCAUUCUGUUGAGGAUGUGAGGUGUACUAUCUGUGUUUCACCAAUAUAAAAGCACUCCUUCGUGAAAAGCACAUGUGUUUUGGAGGUUAACUCUGACGAAUCAAAAAUAGACGUCUGUUAGAGUACACUAACUUUGAGAAGUAAUAGCCAUGAGUGUGGGGCACAUUUAGUAUAUUCUGAAUUUUUUUAAUUUGACAUAGCUGUAGAAGUUUCUCUGUUUAUAUGCUUUCCGCACAUACAUUUCAUUUUCAAGAAAUUUUAUUUUAAAAUUUUUUCCUCACAUUAUACUAAUGUUUCUUUUGAAAGAACAACUAAUUGGCCCCAUUUUGAUGUGUCAUAUUUCUUACACCCAAAUUAGGAAGAAAAAAGCGGUAGCACGGAUCCUUUGAAAAUUGCUAUUUUCCCGUGGUCAGGAGAGAGUUAACACCACCAAAGUUUGAUUUCAAUGAAACAUACAAUAAUGGCAUACCUUGCAUCACAAAAAAUGAUGUUGCAUGUCGUAGGUGCUAGAAGCCUUCAGACAAUGCAAAAUUCCCUUGAAUACGAAGAAAAUCCAAGACCAAUGUCAAAAUAUUUUGUUUGAGUGAAUGUUCAAGCUACUUUUCCUACAUUGCAAUCCAAUUUGUGAUACAAAAAUGAGCAGCAAGCUCCCUUAACUGCAAGACUAUUGUUACAAGCAGAUGUUUUCAAGAUAUAGAAAUGAAUAAAUAUCACUGU
Ixodes scapularis (black-legged tick) is the source of this 2858-nucleotide messenger RNA. RefSeq names its product matrix-remodeling-associated protein 7. The transcript is spliced from 3 exons. NCBI's taxonomy places the organism in Eukaryota, Metazoa, Arthropoda, Arachnida, Ixodida, Ixodidae. Bases 78 to 572 code for a protein of 164 amino acids. The record is from RefSeq and is a predicted model, not a curated record.